Messenger RNA from Cyphellophora attinorum, 423 nucleotides. RefSeq lists its product as uncharacterized. The record is from RefSeq and is a predicted model, not a curated record. The transcript is spliced from 2 exons. Bases 1 to 423 code for a protein of 140 amino acids. Gene Ontology annotation, cellular component: preribosome, large subunit precursor. NCBI's taxonomy places the organism in Eukaryota, Fungi, Ascomycota, Eurotiomycetes, Chaetothyriales, Cyphellophoraceae.
AUGGCGAAAAGUGCGCGAGCCUCGUCAACAAAGCGCAACAAUGCCGCCAUGAGGGCAAAGCUCUACGGUCCUGCCUCGGACUCGAGGACGGAGCGGCUAUCGGCCAAGCUGCAGGAACUAGCCUCCAAGCCUAGACCCGACCAGGAGCGCGCAAUGGACAUAGACGAUAUGCCAGCUGCGCUCAAAGACGAGCUAGAGAAAGCACAGAGCACUACCCAAGGUGCAAAUGACCAAGAAAUGGACAUCGAUGCUCAAGGUGCAAAGAUGAAGCCAGUCAAGAAGCCCUCUACUACACAUAAGCCAAAUCGCAUCACAAAACACCGCACCACCAAGGUCAAGAAGGCAAGGAAUAAUGUCGUCUUUCCGGAUCUGCUAGCACGGAAGAAGCGACAGACAGAGGCAAAGGCACGAAGACAUCGCUGA